Molecule: messenger RNA, 1747 nt
Organism: Linum trigynum
Lineage: Eukaryota; Viridiplantae; Streptophyta; Magnoliopsida; Malpighiales; Linaceae
Source: the annotation of a GenBank genome assembly
UUAACGUCAAUACCUAAUAAUUUAUACUUGAAUCCAACAAAUAACAUCAAUAUUUAACUUUUAUACUCAUAAAAUUAAUAAUAAAAUAAUUUUUAUCAAUUAAAUUCUCUAAAAUAAGGUCAUUUUACUUAGAGAUUCGUAUAUCGAUCAUGCCGGUCAUACCGGUGGUGUCACGCCGGUUUUAUGACCGGUAUCGGUUGAACCCGGUACAACCGGUGGCACGCCGGCCGGCGUGACAACCAUGAUCCGGGCUAUUUUACUCUAAACGCCGUCGGUUUAGGUUUAUCCCCCAUCCAAACGAGCUUCUCAUUUUCAGGCCAGGAUGAGCCGGAAAAGCUUUUGCCCCCUCCUCUUCUUUUCUUCCAGAACCUGAAAAUGGGAACUCUAUCGCCAUUUUUGCCUUUGCCUUGCCCGCUGGUUUGUUCCCCACAAAGUCGCAGUUGCUGCUUACCAUCCUCAACCCUCCAGACAUGGCCUCGCUACCCUUUGAAGAAGCCCCUGAAUCCCAGCAGAGCUAUAGUAGUCGUCCAUGGCGGUAGAAAUAAUGCCGGCGUCCCACCACCAGACGGGUCCCAGUACAUGGAUAAGAAUGGUGUGGUGGAAGACAUGGAUGGCUAUCUCAACUAUCUCUCGCUCGAAUACGAUUCUGUCUGGGACACCAAACCAUCUUGGUGCCAACCCUGGACUAUAACUCUAACAGGGGUACUGAUAACCGGUGCUAGCUGGGUGAUUUUGCAGUCAGUUGCAAUCACUUUGGUUGUUCUCACCUUAAUAUCUGCUUGGUGGUACAUUUUCCUCUAUUCUUAUCCCAAGGUACUAUGUUGCUGCUCUUCUUCUUUGCUAUUCCUGUCCAUGUAUGCAUGCGAAUCGAACUUAUUGCGUUUUGUGCCAGGUAGGUUUUGUGCCAGUAAGGAUGGAUGUCAAUGUUAGGAAAGUAUCAAGUAUAGUUAGGGAAAUAGCAGUACUUGUGAUAUGUUUUGGGUUUUGACCUCUGUCUAAUUGCUUAUAAGAAUCACCCAAAGGUUUCAUGUCAAAGUUCUACAAGGAUCAUUAGUAUAGCAAAGCUGCAAUGGAGGAUCUCUACCUCAAUGGCGUUGAUCAGUCCUUCUGGAUAGAGUCGUAUUCUGUAUGUGUUGUAGCAGCAAGGAAUGAGAUUGGUUUUUGAAUUUCCUCACUGUUACCUAUGGCAGGCUUACUCAGAGAUGAUCGCUGAACGACGAAAGAGAGUGACGAGUGGUGAUGAAGAUACAUUUGGUUUGAAGAGGAGUUCAAUUAAAUGAGUUUUGAACACUCAUAUGCCCUUGUAAUCUCAGUUGGAUGUAUUUGGAGUAAUCAGCCAAGAGUUCAUGGCUUCAUGUCUCUUGGCGAGUUGUAUCUUCUUUGUUCUGAUUACUCUUUAAUUUGAUGCUGGAAAAGCUUGUAAAUGGUCAUUUUGUAUGUUUGUGUGAGUAUCAACUGCCAAGUGAACGACAGAGCGCGGAAUCAUACUUGCAAGACACAAUCCAUCUCAUUGAUGAUGAUCUGAUGGCUGCAGCCUAAAAUUACACAAAACACUUAGCCUCGUGGACUACUGAGACAGAACACUUUAUAUGUUAAACCAUCCAAAUGCUCAUUUGGGCAAAAGACAGAUGGAUUUUCUUGGACAUGUUAUCAAUGAGGAAAGGGGUAACACCCGAGGAAGGUGUUUGGAUUAGAAUUGCACAGCUGGUAAAACAUGACACUCAGAAAAUAAAGUUUCAAACAAGCU